AUGAGCGGCAAUACUUCCACCAAUUUCGCCCCACUUUCGCCUCCUCGGGCUCGAUCCUCUUCUGGCACUGCCGACGAUCUCGCCCGGAGGAUCCGUGCCAGCGGCGAGUCCAAGCAUCUGGCUGAGGCAAACCGACUGGACGCCGAGAUCGCAGUAAGCAGCGAGCAUCGCCGGGACAGAUAUCUCGCCAAUCUACUGAUCGAGGCGUUUGGAAAAUGCGAGUGCCUGGCAUCCGCGCGGAGGGUCUUUGACUCGAUCGAUGAGCCAAACAUCUUCUCAUGGAGCAUCAUCAUCUCCGCCUAUGCCCAGAAUGGGCAAGUGGAAAUUGCGAGGGACUUGUACGAAGGAAUGCCUACUAAGAAUGUGAUCUCCGGGAACGCGCUCAUAGCGGCAUAUGCCCAGAGCGGGAAUAUCCAGGCCGCCACGUCGAUGUUUCGCCUGAUGACUCAGCGCGACAUUGUGACGUGGAAUACCCUGCUGGCUGCAUAUUCCCAGCAGGGGCAUCUGGCAGAUGCGAAGAGAACCUUUGGUUCUAUGCCCGAGAGAGAUGUAGUAUCGUGGACGACAAUGCUGGGAGUCUACUGUCAAGAUGGGAAUCUUGAGGGAUCCGAGAGAAUCUUUAACUUGAUGCCUGAAAAGAAUAUUGCCUCGUGGAACGCGCUCUUGGCCGCAUAUACCCAAAACAGGCAUCUUGAUGGUGCUAAAGAGACGUUUGCUUUGAUGCCUUAUAGGAAUCUCGUGUCGUGGACGACGCUAAUGGAGGCUUAUGCAAAAUCCGGGAAUCUUUCAGACGCCAAGGAGACGUUCGACCAGAUGCCGGAAAGGAAUCUUGUGUCGUGGACCGUCAUCCUGCUAGCAUAUGCCCAGCUUGGGCAUAUGGACAAUGUCCGCGAGAUGCUGGAUGAGAUUCCCCAGACGGACUCGGUGCUCCUGACUGCCAUGAUCACCUCAUUUGCCCGCAGCGGGCAUCUGAUGGAAUCCAAAGACAUCUUCUUCGGCAGGAUGAAAGGGUGCAAGAGCCUCGUCUCGUGGAACGCAAUGCUGGACGCGUACGCGCUGAACGCGUGCUACGAGCAAGCGCUGAAGCUGCUCGAGUUCAUGAGCUGGGAGGGCGUCCGGCCCGACGCCUUCACCUUCGUCACCAUCCUCACGGCGUCGAGCCACCUGGGCGAGAUCGAGAGGUGCAGAGAGGCUUUCGUCUCCAUGGCGCAGGAUCACGGGAUGACCCCGGAGCUGGAGCAUUACAGCUGCAUGAUCGACAUUCUUGGGCGCGGUGGGCGACUUGACAAAGCCGAGGAUCUCAUCCGAAACAUGCCGUUUCAGCCCGAGCCGGUCCUGUGGCUCACUCUGCUGGCUGCGUGUAAGAUGCACGGGGACUUGGAUCGAGCAGCUCGCAUUGGAGAGGAGGUGUCGAGGCUGGAUCCUCAGCGCGGAUCUACGUCAUAUGGUACUGCAUUGCAACAGGUGAUUCGUUCCAAAGACAUCUGUCGAGCAAAAUCAAUUCAUGCAAAGCUUCAGGACAAGCAGCAAGAUGGAAACACAUUCCUUGGGAAUCUCCUGGUGCAAAUGUACGGAAGCUGCGGCAGCAUUCAGGAAUCGAGGCUGGCCUUUGAUACCAUCCAGCGGAAAAACGUCUUCUCAUGGAACAUCAUGGUGUCCGCAUUUGCCCACAAUGGGUAUUUGCAGGAAACUAUGGCGGCCUUUGGAAAAAUGCCCUCACACAAUGUUGUGUCGUGGAAUGCAGUGGCGGCAGCGCUGGUUCAGAGUGGGAGCUUGGAAGACGCACGGCAGGUGUUCUUGAGGAUGCCCGAGAAAAACCUCGUGUCAUGGAAUGCUCUUCUUGGUUUACAUGCCCAGGCAGGGCAUUUGGUGGACGCGAAGCAGAUCUUUGAUGAGAUGCCCCAAAGAGACGUUGUAUCAUGGAACACCCUUCUGUCAACCUUUGGACACGACAGAAAACAACAUUCUAUUGAUUCCGCAAUGCUCGUGUUUGAUCGAAUUCCGCAGCACAGCGUCGUAACUUGGAAUUCAGUGAUUACCGCGAAUGCCUUGGCAGGACAUCUUGACACUGCCAAAGCUCUGUUUUUUGGAAUGCCGGAGAGGGACGCUGUCUCUUGGAACUCCAUCGUUGCUGGUUUCGUGCAAGGCGGGCGGAUAGCCGACGGCAAGAUCAUCUUCCGGAGAAUGCCAUUCCAGGAUCUUGUAUCACGGAACGCUGUGGCAGCGGCAGAUGCGCUGGAAGGGGAUCUUUGCUUUGCAUUGCGGCUGUUCGAGCAGACGCGCAGCGCGAUCAUGGGCACGGCGCUCAUCUCCGCCUACACCGCCUCCAAUCGCCUCGAGGAAGCGCGCAAGAUCUUUGCGAUGAUCCAAGACCAGGACGUGAUUUCCUGGACGAGCAUGAUCGCGGGCUGCGCAGCGAACCAGCAGCUGGGCGAAGCGAGGCUGCUCUUCGAUCGAAUACCGCAGCGCGACACCAUCUCCUGGACCUCGAUGAUCGCAUCCUACGCUCAGGCCGGGGACCUCCAAGAAUCCAUGAGCCUCUUCUCCGCGGCGCCCCACCGCGAUGGCGUCUCCUACAAUGCCAUGAUCCAGGCCUACGUCGUGAGUGGCAAGCUCAAUCAAGCCCGGGCGUUCUUUGAGCAGAUGUGCGUGGAUGGGCAGCACAAUCCCGGAUCCUGGAACACGAUCAUCGCGGCAUACUCUCAAAUCGGCCAGAGCCAGGAAGCGCUGAGAAUCUUUCGCCGAAUGGAUCUGGAGGGCGUCCCAGCGAACGGCAUUACCCUGAUUUGCGCACUGGAUGCUUGCACCAGCAUCGCGGCGCUGGAGCUCGGCAGGAUCAUCCAUGCCCACGCCAUUGCCGCGCGGCUCUUCCGCGACGUUGGCGUCGCGACGCAGCUCAUCGACAUGUACGCGAAAUGCGGCAAGCUCCGCGACGCGCGGCGCGUCUUCGAUAAAAUGGAGGAGCGAAACACACUGACGUGGAACACGGUUAUUGCGGCGUACCAAGGCCAUGGUCAGAAUCCGUGCGACCGUACAGGUCACGUUUUGGGCCUCUUUCUGGCCAUGGUGAGCGAGGGAUUCGAACCCAGCGACGUGACAAUGCUUAGCGUGAUCUCUGCGUUUAGUCACGCUGGGCUCUUGGAAGAGAGCUCGCAUUACUUUGUUUCUAGCUCCUGGGAUUUUGGAGUGGCGGUGAAGCUCGAUCACUACCAGUGUGUGAUUGAUCUCUUGAGCCGGCUUGGAGAGCUGGGGACUGGCGAGGAACUCGUCGAGAGAAUGCCGUUUGAACCCGACUUAACUGCGUGGAAAACGCUGUUAAGCGCAUGUAGAGUUCAUGGAGAUUGUGAACGAGCUGUGAGAGCUGCUGUGAAUAUUUUGGAGCUUGAUCCGGACGAUGGUUCUAUUUAUGCACUAUUGGCUAACACCUACACAUCCGAUUUGGAGUUAAAAACUUCAAACCAAACAUUGCAUUAG
This is a messenger RNA of Selaginella moellendorffii, 3474 nucleotides long. Its product is annotated as pentatricopeptide repeat-containing protein At1g19720-like. The coding region runs from base 1 to 3474 and encodes 1157 amino acids. The transcript has 2 exons. Gene Ontology annotation, biological process: RNA modification. NCBI's taxonomy places the organism in Eukaryota, Viridiplantae, Streptophyta, Lycopodiopsida, Selaginellales, Selaginellaceae. The record is from RefSeq and is a predicted model, not a curated record. Gene Ontology annotation, molecular function: protein binding; RNA binding.